Messenger RNA from Dreissena polymorpha, 11121 nucleotides. RefSeq names its product zinc finger ZZ-type and EF-hand domain-containing protein 1-like. The transcript has 73 exons. NCBI's taxonomy places the organism in Eukaryota, Metazoa, Mollusca, Bivalvia, Myida, Dreissenidae. Gene Ontology annotation, molecular function: zinc ion binding; calcium ion binding. The record is from RefSeq and is a predicted model, not a curated record. The coding region runs from base 125 to 8521 and encodes 2798 amino acids.
CCCCCCUUUGUAGCUCUUUCACCUUGGUUGAAAUUACUUUAUUCUUAAGCAGGAAGGAAUAUUGUUAAUGGUCUGUUUUAAGUUAACUCUAAGUUGAUAUAAAUGAAUUACAACCAGUCAAGUAAUGGGAAGCAGUUACGGGUCUCACUGUGAUUCUGAUGACGACGACCACUUUCAAAAUAUAGCGAAUCAAGCUGCGAUGAUGGAUGAAGGUGCCUCAGAUACUGAAGCAGCUGUUGAGAAGGACAGCCCUUCUCUGACUGAACUACUGGACUCGCUCUUCAAACAUGAUGAACUUCGGACUGUGGCAGGAAAAAUCAAAGAGGACAUACAAGAAAAUGUAAUGGAGCAGCAUCGCCAUCAGAUUGUGCGCUGGCUGGAAGAGAAGGAGAGAAAGGGGGAGGAGUCAACCACCCUGGCACAGUUCUGUGACUUCCUCAUGUCAAAGGGAUCCACAUCCCGGGAUGAUGCUAUCAGGGUUUUCCAGCAAAUGGACACUGACGGCACAGGAAUCAUAGAGAUCAGCACAGCUUUGUCUGCUCUUAAGUACUCCAGUGGUCCGAACAUCAUCGGGGAGCUUGGCAAGAGUAUACGCAUGCUGCAGGCCUGCACUAUUACUCCAGGAUUUGUUGAUGUUUAUUCUGAGGACAAAAAUGCAGUGAGCCAGCACGCAGAUAAGCUUCUAAAGUAUCUGGUACGUAACCGCGCCCCAAGCCACAGUCUGCCAUUCCCCUAUCUGAACGGCUUCAACAACACGUCCAGCAUGAGGCUGUCAGUCCUCAAACAUACACUCAACCUCAUGAAGGAAUCAGCUAAGGGAGAUGUGACGGAUGCUGCACUGUCAGAUGGGGAGGAAGUGAAGCUUCUCAACCCAUGCUACAGUAAGAUAGAGGUCUCCUCCAACACAUCAGAUGUGUACAGGCUGACCAAUGGGCUCCCCCACACGUUCUGGCAGUCAGACGGGGCUGCACGCUCACACUGGAUCAGACUGUACAUGAAGCCACACGUGGUUGUGAAGUCUCUGUCAAUCCAUGUGGUGUCCUCUGACUCGAGCUACAUGCCUGAGUAUGUCACCGUCUCGGCAGGGCCCAGCAUUAGAAGCUUCAGAGAAAUAAAAGAUGUCAGGAUUCCAAGCAACAUUUCUGGAGAUUUUGUUAUAUUGAAGGAUGCCAAAUGCCACUAUCCAAUUGUCCAGAUAAACAUCCGUAAGUGCCGCAAUGAUGGCUGUGACACCAGAGUGCAUGGAGUGAAGGCAGUUGGAUAUAAAGUAGUAAAGGAUGCGGGCGUGAGUGUGUCUGACUCAGCCUCGGUCUGGUUCCUGCAGGUGCUUGCUUCCACGGUAACAGCCUCCAUUCCAAUGGCCCCAGUGCUGCAGAAAAACAUUCUGGAGCAUACUAAGACUGCCCUGGAGCACAUUCCUCCCCUGUCCCUGAGUCCAGCCAGCUCGGAGAAACCUGCCUUCCUCACCAAGCUGGUUCUGCUGGAAGUAGAGAAGUUUAUCACCAAUGUGGCCAUUCAUGACCAUAACAUGAUACGGGAUGGCAUACAACUCUUGUUGGCAUUUAAUCUGGCAAGGGGAAACAUCGGGGGUCUGCUGAGGACCAUGAAAAUAUUGCAGGAUCACAUUGACCUUACCCUGCCCUGUAUGAAGCUUAUGGCCAAGAUGUUUAAGGCAAGGGAUGUGUGCUGGGAAAACUCAGGUCAUCAUCUGCCCUUGACCCUGGCUGGGUGUGAUGCAGGCAACAAGGAGUCCAAACCGGAGAGUGUGCUGGGGGCAGAGUCAUCAGGGGAAUUUGUAACUGAUGAUGGCCAAACUAAGGUCAACAUGAUAUUCAAGUCCCAGGAGUUGGUCCAGCUGACAAAGAUCAAACUCAAGGUGUCUGCAGGCUCAAAGGGAGCAAAGAGAGGGCUGGUGUUUGUAUACAGAGAUUUAGAGGAUUUCAAUCAGGAGAGACACCUGAGCCGUUUCUCAGGUUAUGACUCCUGGGCCAAGAUAGAGUACCAGUUCUGUGUUCAGGUGCGCAACGCAGGCAUCGCUGGCAAGCCUGACAACCCUGUGGCGUACUUUACCCUGGACGAGGAGUGUGAUGAGAUAGACAUUACAAUGUCCUGGUACCCUGUUGGCCAGUACAUUCUGGUGAAGUUUCUUGAGCCACGUCAGCUGAGUGCCAACAAAAUGGGCAUUGUGAAUAUCAAGUUCUAUGGAUUUGCGAGGAAACCUGUACUUGUAGAGGACCAGAUUGUGGUGAAGCACCCUCCAAACCCAGAGAAGCAGCAGCAGUGCUCCAGUCUGGAGAUCAUACAGCAUGUGUCCACCUUCCUGAUAGACCUGUGUCAGGACCUUGUACAGAAGAAGGCAUUGGGCUCUAAACCAGAGAUCCUGGACAUGUCGGACAUACCCCUUGAUGUGGUGUGUCACCUGUAUCAGGUGUUUAAAUCAAGGGAGGAUGCUAAGUGGCAGGAGUGCAGUGAGAAGAUGUUACAGCUGAUAUUCUGUCUGCUGCCUGCACUGACAAAUCUAUCAGGAGAGAGCAAGUCAUCAGCGGAAAUGCUGUUCCAGCACUUGUGUACCCAGGUUGACGGCAGCACUCUAGAGCCAGAAUCUAGGCUGAGUAGACUCACCAAACAACUCAUCAUUGAUGGAGCUGCAGUGUUUUUCUCUGACAAGGAGGCCAGAAAAAGACAGCUCUUCACAAUGAUGCACAAAGUUGAGACUCUGUCGGAUAUGCCGUCUGUGAUGCUGGUGUUCCAGUCUCUGUGUCAGUUCUUCAGUACGGUUGACUCAAAGGGACUUCUAGAUCUGCCAAAAAAUCCUGAUAAGACCUUUGACCCACACCCAGUGCUAGAGGUUAUGGAAACCAUGAUCGCGGUGACUUUCCAUGAGUUCAGCCUGAUUACCAAGGCUACCACUAUGAGUGUGGAGUUACUGCCCCUGCUGCAGCUGGUUGGCUCCCUGCAGAUGUCCCUGUUGUCAUGGUGCUGGGGUCAGAUGUCAGAGGGCACAGAGAAGGCUGAUAAGGACAAGGUCAUGCACACAGCAUCCAGCUAUGCCAUCUUGGUUAUGAAAAAGGCCACAGAAGCCAUUGAACUUCUGCAGAAGAUGGAAAUUCACAAAUUGAAGGAGCUGAUCACAAAACUUGACACAUCCUUCCUUGGAACAGUUGUUAGACAACUGCUGCUGGUACUGACGUUCAUGUCCACACAGCUGAGCUCGGCUACUCGAGUUGCUCUACUGACCCAUCUCCAGCCCCUCAACCUCGAGCUCUUGAAACUGUCCAACCUGCUGCCUGAUACCUUCCCCACGAUUGACAGUGAUCACUGGUCCCACAUGGAGACAGAGGACAUUGUGUUGAGGACCUGGGAGGUGGAGUCGUCUCACAACGAUGAGAACAACAUGCACUUCAGUCAGGCCUUCACCUGCCCUGGGGCCACCAAGUUUAUCGUUGAGUUUGACCCGCGUUGUGAGACUGAGAGGAGGUAUGAUUACCUGAUGUUCACUGAUGCCAAGGGUCAGCAGAUGAAGUUUGACCAGGCGGUUGGCAAUCCCAAGUGGCCCAAGACCAUCCAGUUUCAGGGGCCUCACGUACACUUCCUCUUCCAUUCGGACAGCAGCAACAACGAGUGGGGAUACAAGUUCAAGGUGACAGCUAGAGGCAGCCCUGAUAUGCCCCUGUACUGGACCUAUGAUCUACAGCUCUGCCUUGUCAAGUUGAUGGGACGGCUGUGUGGUGCCACACUCAAUGCCAAUCCAGUCAUGGCCAAGGACCCCCUGAUAGAUUCUGAAGACGCCACAGAGCAGGACAUCCUCCGCAGUGAGCUGUGGGCCACACUGUUCAGGGGCGGAUUCAUGAUUGGCAAACUGCAGAGAUCUCUCUCAGGCAGAUAUGCAUCUGAAGAUUCAACUGAAGCCAUUGAAUUCUUGCUUGAGCUCAUUGGUGGGAUGGACAAGACAAAGGAAUUUCUUGCCAGGUGUAAAGAACAGUGCAAGGUGUUGCCCAUUGGGAGUGAGGCGGUAGGGGAGGCAGUGCUUGUAGUGUUUGCUGCCCUAGUCUGGCAUACCCAGCAGCUCAGAGACGAUCUAGAGAAAUAUGUGUUAGGGGGCAGGGAAGGGUCGAUAUCAGAUGGCCUCAUUCAGGCGUACAAUGCAGCGGAAGGCAUGCGGGCGACUCUGGUCCAGCAGAGGCAAAAACUUGUAGCUGAGAGUCAGACUGGAGACCUAGAUGACAAGACUGAUCCAGUUUUGAUCUGCAAGGAGAAAGCAUUGUUUUUACUGAAAUUUUCUGGGCUGACUAAGACACAGAUUAAGCAUGAGCUCUCCAAGGUGCGUUUCUCGAAGAACAUCAAGAAGUUGUCUCGGCUGUCUUCAAAGGCAGGAAAGCACGAGCUAUCUGAGAAGUUCCCCUCAUUUCGCCUUGUUCUGGAGUUUCUACAAGAUCCAGCAUGGAGCACAGAAAAGGUGUGUACCAUGCUGCAGGAGCGCAGCCACCAUGCACAAGCAAUGGCUGAUGUGUACGCCACCUGUACAGAGGUGAUUAAAAUGCUGUCCCAGGACCACCCGUACCAGAUCCUGGUAGUUUUGUUCCUGCAGGAGUUGCUGAGUCAGCAGGAUGGGUUUGCGCGCCACUACGCGGAGGGCAUGGAUGGGUGUGGGCUAGAAUUGGAAGCCCGAGUCCGAAACAGGUUCUACACCUUGGUGCGAGGACUAACGGACGCCUUUCAUAAGUUCAAGCGUCAUGAGCUGGUUCCGAGAUACCACUCUGCAUACUACUAUGUGCAGGCUGCACUGCUUCACCUCCUGGAUAUUCACUGGCAGCCGUACGACCUUGAGUUUGUGACUCGUAUCCACCUGCCAGAGCUGCUCUCAGUGGUUGCCAAGGAGACAGUGAAGAUGCGUGACUGUCGCCUUGAGGAGCUAGAUGAGGUAGAAGAGCUGCGGGAGUACACGCAGCACAUGACUUGGUUCGAGGCCUGCAGCCAGGGCUCCUUCCUCAAAUGGUACAACACCAAGGAGGACCAGAAUGAGCAGCAGAAAAAGGAUGUUCAGAUGUUCAUUGCCCGGUUUUGUGACCUCCUGGAGGUAGAGGUCAACUGUGACGGCUGUAAUGUCACGCUACCAGGUCGCAGGUACAGGUGUCUACAGUGCGUAGACAUGGACCUCUGUGCAACAUGCUAUGCAGGGGGAGUUGAACCAGAGAAACACACAGAUGACCAUGAUAUCAUACACAUGGUGUACAAGUGUAACAAUUGCCAAGCUUUCAUUACCGGUACUCGGAUCCACUGCAAUGUGUGCGAAGACUUCGACCUCUGUCUCGGAUGUCAUCUCAAGCAAAAUCUGCCCAAAGGGCAUGAUGCUGCGCACCCAGUGACCAAGUUCCAUCAGAGAAAAUUGAAGACGUCACAGGAGACGGACUCGUUGAUCCAGGCCUACAUCCACCAGCACGUGUGGAUGCUGUUCACUCUCUUAGCCAUCUCCAUGGGCGACAUGAUCUGCACGGGAGAUUCCGGUGCAGGACAUGACCAGGACUACACCAGCCUCGCCACACAGAUACAGAACCAGUGCAUCGCCAUAACAACUGACUGCCUGAAGCAGGUACCCGUGGAGGAUGAAGAGCAUAGCAAACAGUUGCUGGAAAAGCUUGAAGUUUCAAAGAAGAAGGAGAAUGAAGAAGACAAAGACAAGCUGAAGCCGUCGGUGAUCAAACGUCAGGAGGAGGCGUUCUCCAUCCAUUCACAGGAGAGGAUCAUGGGACUGCUGGGUGCCAUGAUACCCCAUGACACUAAUCCUAUUGGCAGUGGCAGUAGUUUCAACUUCAUGACUCCAGAUUUUCUCAAGCUUCUGUUUAAAAUAUCAAGAGGGGAGACAGGUCAUGAAGUGAACACACGACACUUGGCCAUGGGACUUCUCGGUCUCCUGCUUACAAAGUGCCCUGUAAGGAUAGCUGAUCAGUCAGUCCAGUCAGUAGAAGGGGAGACAAGUGGAGAUGGGGCUGGAACUGGAACUAUUAAAUAUCUCUUCUCUUUUGGUGCCUCAUGUCUAGAGAAAUCUGGACUAGAGUGGUCAUGCUCGGCUGCCCGCAUACUGCAGCGACUGUACCAGGCCAAUGACUGGAAACAGGAACUCCACAACCAUCUCACUGACUGCGUGAAAAACAUUGCAGAGGAGCCAGAGCUUCAUUCAAUCUUUGCCAUGUUUGUCAUGGCUGGCUUCCCUGAGGUGCUUACAACUGGUACACUUGUGAACUAUAACCAGACUGGCCUGGAGUUCCGUAACGGUGUUGUCCUCAAACACUACCCGGACAAACACUCCACCCUCCUUGUGGACGUCAAGUCACGCAAGAGACAUACGAUACCAGACAAGUACAUAGACUGUGUUUCCAUGGUACCUGAAGUGCUGGAUGCAACAAACAUUACUGUGUUUGUUAAUGUUGUGAAAAACAUUGCUGCCAAGAAGCUGUCAGAGACAGAGAAUGUGGAGAGCCUUUGGGUGCUCUCCCUUGCCCUGAAGCUUCUCAACAACGGCCUCCAGAUGGGAGAGAACUGCAUGGUGGAGGAGUUAUAUGCCCCUGACUUUAUACAGUGCAUCGUGUCCCUGGCCAGCAAGGGCACAGGCUGCAGUCAAUUGUGGCUUGUUAAGGAUUUAGAGGUUCUCACCCUGAUGCUGUACACCCAUGAGGGAUGCUCCACAGCUGUCAAGAAAGGGGCGACAACCAAUGAACUCAAAGAGAAACUGAGGGAAAUGCUGAAAACAAAAUCAGAGCCAAAAAAGUCAGAAAAAGAGGAAGAUGAUGACGAAAAUGAUGAUGAUGACGAUGAUGAUGAUGAUGAUGAUGAUGACAAUGACAACAGCGAUGAUGAUGAUAAUCCAAGUAGUGACAGUUCAUCUACUAUUUCCUCUUGUCUCAUUAAUCUGAAUAUGGUGGACGAGCUAGACAUGUUUGAUGAAUUGGAUGAAAAGGCACAGAUAAUGUUCAAAAUACUGAAAAGUGAGUUGAACCUACCUAUGUCUGUGUUGAAAGUGAUCUAUGACAUGAAUGACAGAAACCCAGAAAAUGUGGUCAAGGCUAUUCUAGAGAAUUUUGAAGGAGUAGAGGCGUCCCCAAAAGAAAUAAUCAAGAAGCUUUCUGAGAAAUGGGACACAAUGUUUAACAACACAGACACGUUGCAUUCAACCCUCUCAGACAAAGUGGUGGACACAGGCAUACAUUACCACCCCACCUUCAGCCACAUUGAAAGAGUAAUAGACAAGGCAACGGAGGAGACGGCAGUGGACACUCAGAGGCUGAUCCAGUGUCCAGACAACGAUGUACAGGAUGAGGUCAUCAAACAGAGGCGCACUAAGUCAGCGGAACUUCUCAAGAAGGAGCUGAGAAAACAUGGCCGCACUGGAAGCCGUGAAUACCUAGCAAAGGUGAACAUGUCCUUGUCAAUAUUGUACGCCCGUCAAGUGCUAACAAGUCUGCUUGCCCAUUGGCCAGCCUACGGUCAUGUGAUCAACUCGGACCUCCUCGGAUGCAAGGAAGUUCAGCAGAUACCCAGUGUCCUUGACCUGCUUAAUAAGACUGGAAGCAGGGAAAACUUCCAGAAGGUGGUGAGUAAUUUAGUGCAGCACUGUGAGCCAGAGAGCCUCAUCCCUAUAGCGUGCACGGCGUGUCAGUUCAUGGAGGAGGUCACGACCUCUGUGAUCACGCGUGAGUCUGACCACAACUACAAGGGAGAGGAUGUGGAGGUGGAAAAGUUACAGCUGCCUGGGGCUUCCUUCCUCACCAUCGCUUUUGAUCCAAAAUGUUCCACGAGAGAGGAUGAGGAUGAGCUGGUGUUUGCCACGAGUUCUGACAUGUCCCAGAAUGAGCACAGGUUUGGUGGAACUCAGAGGGGCAACUGGAGCACCUUCCAAGUGUCAGGGGACACAAUUUACUACAAAUUUGAAUGGGGCAGUGGUAAGUCUGAGACCCACUGGGGCUACAAGUUCACGGUCACUGCGGGGACUCGAGACAGCUUUGAGACUGGACACAUUAUCCUCAACAGUGUGCUGUCCUCAAAUAUGGCCAGGUGCCUGCCAGUGAGUGACCUGUGGGCCAGCCUGGUGUACUUCUGCAGCAAGCAGACGGGCACACAGCGCCUGAAAACCAUCCAGCUCCUCAUGAAGAUUGUACAGACCCAGCACAGGGUGGAUGGCACAGAGCGGCUUGCUAUCAACCUGGGUCUGCUGAAGCCCCUGUGGAUGCUCUACUCUGGGAUGUCCCGCGGGGAGUCUGACACGGGCUCUAUACUGCCGCCCGUAUGCAGAGCUCUCACUGAGCUCUUCCUGCUCGUGGAGAACCUUGCCAUUGAGUGGAACAUGGUUGAGGAGUACCUGGUGAUGAUGCAGGACUCCUCUGAGAUCAAGCAGGCAGUCUGGCAGGGUAUCCAGCGUGUUGCGGCUGUCAGUGUGAUGAUUGGCUACAAGAACCUUGCCACUGACAUCACCGCCGCAUACAAAAAGAAGAAAACUACUGAAGAAAAGGAUGGCAAAAAGAAUUAAAUUGGGUUUUUAUUUUUUUUUAAUGGGGGGAAAAAAGAGAAGGAAAAAGUGCUGCUAUUUUGAAAUAGUAAGAUGAUUGACUUAAGUUUUUCACAAGUGAUACAUGUUUGUGUAUGUAUAAUUGUAUAUUGGACUUCUAAUUCUUCAAUAUAGCAUUGUUUAGAAUUAUUAUUAACAUGUUCUUUUUAUUAUUUAUCUUUUAAAAUAAAUAUUUAUUUGAUGUUAACUUGCAAGUUUUGAGACUCGUGUAGACAUGUUGUUUAGUUAAACUGAAAGAAGCUGUUAUUCAGUUUAAUUAGGAAUGUUGAAAGCUGAUAGAUGCUUCCACACCUAUCAAUCAUAUUAAAUUUUUCUGCAGUAUUAGCCAAUCAUUGCAAUUGCAUAGCAUGCAGAAAAUGCACAUUUGUAUUUUUCUUUUGUGCUGGAUCUUUUGUUUGGGCUUAUACGUAGCUGUUUUAUUUUUCUGUGAUAAAUGUAUCAAUUUGUUAGUUGAUAUCACAAUACUGCUGUAAGAGUUGCUCCAUCUUUCAAGUCAAGUUUCUGAUGCCAGUUGUUCAUUUUAUCGAGCUGAUAUUAUACUGAUUCAAACUCAGUGUCUUUGUUUUGUCUUCUUUGAAAACUGACACAAACUUUCUAUUAAAGAUCUCAUCUCUCAUUAUCCUGUGAGUUCUUACAAUAGAUUCAGUCACAGCUUUGAUUAAGAUGUUUGCUUACAUCAUAAAAUAGUGCACUUCUUUUGUAUUUGAUAUUAUAAUUAUGUUUCCAUUUAAUAUUGACACUAAAAAUAAUCUCUUCAUCACUUUAAAUGCAUCAAAUGAAAGGUGUCAUAUUUUCUUUACUUGCAAUGCACGAUUUAGGUAGUGUAUUUUUAACCAGGUUUUCCGAAGGAAAAAACUGGUUAUUAGAUUGGCGAAUGCGGGCGGGCUGGCUGGCUGGCUGGCUGGCUGGCUGGCUGGCUGGCGGGCUGGCGGAAUAAGCUUGUCCGGGCCAUAACUAUGUCGUUCAUUGUCAGAUUUUAAAAUCAUUUGGCACAUUUGUUCACCAUCAUUGGACGGUGUGUCGCACGAAAUAAUUACGUCGAUAUCUCCAAGGUCAAGGUCACACUUUGAGUUCAAAGGUCAAAAAUGGCCAUAAAUGAGCUUGUCCGAGCCAUAACUAUGUCGUUCAUCGUCAGAUUUUAAAAUCAUUUGGCACAUUUGUUCACCAUCAUUGGACGGUGUGUCGCGCGAAAUAAUUACGUCGAUAUCUCCAAGGUCAAGGUCACACUUUGAGUUCAAAGGUCAAAAAUGGCCAUAAAUGAGCUUGUCCUGGCCAUAACUAUGUCAUUCAUUGUGAGAUUUUAAAAUCAUUUGGCACAUUUGUUCACCAUCAUGGGACGGUGUGUCCCACGAAAGAAUCACGUCAAUAUCUCCAAUGUCAAGGUCGCCACGACUAAAAAUAGAUUUAAAAAAAAAAAAAAACUUACAAAGGGGGUUAAUUUUUUUUGGUCAUUUCAAAAGUUCAGUUUGAGUUUUCUCCCUUUAUCAGAUUUUUUUUUCACAAUGAAAACCUGGUUUUGUGACAAUUUUGUCCCUUGUCUUUAUUUAAAAUCAGUUUAAAUGUCACAAUUGAUUGCAUGUGAAAAUGUUUUUGUCACACACAUAGAAAAAAAGUUCAAAAGAAUGUUUUUUAAUGGCUUGUUCUUUACUUCUUAAUCUUAAAUGAAACAAAAAAAGAAAACGUGAACAUAGAUCAGCCUUGUACAAGUUGAGAAAUCAAGUACAUAUGUGUUUGAAAUAAUGUCUGGGUGUGUACACAGGGACCUUUAAAAAAAUAGUCUACAUGCUAUUUAAGUAUAUAGGGGAUAGGUAAAUACUAUGUACAAUCUUCAAGCAUGUGUAAAUUGUAAUGGUAAUGUAACAUGGAAGGCUGGAUGAUAACUGCAGUGGAGAAUUAACCAAUGUAAUGUCGUGUUUGAAAUUCAUGUAGUGUUUCUUCCAAAAUGAAAGUAAACUAUUAUUAUUGUGAAAUUGAAGCAGUUUUAUACGAAUUUAUAGAAAAAAGUCACAUUUAAUUGUAGUUAUGUUAUAUAAAACUAUGAGAAGAAAUUAGCCUAUGAACGUGUACCUUUAAACUAGUUUAUUUUCAAAGGAAUAUGGAAAUUACAACUAGAAUUAUCGGUUUUUCUGUUGUGCACACCUGUGUCCAAGUAAGGAUUUUUGAGCUUUUUUGAAUGAAAGGUUUCGUUUUAAUUUAAUGAAAGAUCAGAGCUAUUGCCAAAUGUAUUGUUUUCUGAAAGAUAAAUGUCUUGGCUCGUGGUAUACCGUUAAUUUGGUGUAAUUAAUGCUUUUGGAAGCGAUUUUUUUGCUUUUGUACAGACCCUGGUGUUGUUCAGGAAAUUUGACAGUUGUAUCCCUUGUAUAUAUUUAUAGCACCGGUAUGUAUAGUAUUUUACUUUAAGGUUCCUGUAGGUAUUUAUUGAACUAUGGAAUAUUACAAUUAGUAAAAAUGCUUUUAUUUAACCUUUUGUGUUAAGAUUUGUUUGCUUGAUAAAGAUAAUUAAGCUUUUGUGUAAUAAUACGUUGACAUUGUUUGUGAUACAAUAAAAUUACCGUAUAUUU